GUUGUUAUUUGUUUACAUGUGAAAAAAAUGUUAUACUGUUUAAUAAAUUGUUGAUUUGCCAUUUAAUCAACUAGAAAACUAUAAGUUGAUUACUCUUGAAAUUGUAAUUUAAUAUUAUGUCGACUGUUGUGUUUAUAAACUGUUAAUUAAAAUGUUAAUAACUAAAGUUGCAUUUCGAGGAAUCAUCCUAAAUGUUAGGAGUUAUGCUACCUUCACUGAUUCCACCCAAAAAUUAACCUUAGAAAAUGUGUCUGGAUUUAAAAGGAAGGCCAAUGUCAUUAAGUCUAAAUUGAAAAGCGAUUUAUUAGACUAUUGUGAUUCACUUAGAUUAAAAGUUAUUGGUGGUUCAGGAGGUAAUGGAUGUCCAGUGUCAAAGGCCAUCGGUGGUUCUGGAGGAAAUGUAAUUGUUACAGCUUCAGACGAGAUUGAUGAUCUUUCAUAUAUUAAAUCAAAUUUUCCUGAUCUUAAAGCUUUAGCUGGUCAUGGACUGGAUGGACGAAAGUCCAGACUGGUUGCACCCGAUGGCAUUGAUUUGACAAUUAAAGUUCCAUGCGGGGUCACAUUAUUCAAUGAGUUUAUGAGUCCAAUUGGGGAUUUAGUCAAGAAUGGUGACUCCAAAAUUGUUGCUCAUGGAGGACAAGGUGGAAGCGUAAGGAACAAUUUUUUCGGAGGUAAAGGACAAUCACAAUGGAUAACUUUGGAUUUAAGAUACUGCGUUGACAUAGGUCUUGUCGGUUAUCCAGAUUCUGGAAAAUCUCUUUUACUAACCAAACUAUCGACAUCUGAUCAAUAUCUCAUCGGAUCACCAGAAAAAUCGUAUAAAAGUAAAAGGCCUUGGUUGGAUGAUAUUAAAUUCAAAGAUGGAAGACUUAUAAGCUGUGUUGAUUUACCUAGUCUUGUAGAAGGAGCUCAUUGCAAUGAUGGUCUUGGUCACCAUUAUCUGAAACAUUUAUAUCAUAAUCAAUUGAUUCUUUUUGUUAUUGAUGUUCAUGGAUUCAAUCGAGGAAUAUUUCGCAAACCAAUCGAAACGGUACUUUUACUCAACAAACAAAUUGAAAUUUACGAUGAUAGAUUUUUAUCUAAACCAGUCUUAAUUGUCGUAAACAAGAUGGAUUUACCUGGAGCUGAUGUUGCUUUCGAAGAGUUUAUGGUAGACUUAAAGAAAAUUUAUUUACAACCUGAUGAAUGUGAUUUAGAUAAAUCAAUUUUACCUCGUAGAUUAAUCAAAUAUCAAGAUAUUAUUCCAAUAUCUUGUCUUCAAGAUAGAAAUAUUGACUAUGUAAAGCAGCGUGUUCGUGAACUAAUUGACUUUAAUUAUAUGAGUAAGCGCGAUCCAGACUGUCCUCGUACGUUCAUUAGUCUAUUAGAUCGAGUCAUGGAAUCCAGAAAACAAACAAAAUUUAAAUUGUUGUAAUUAUUUCGUCGUAAGUAAAAGAGUCUCAUUAAAUCAACACGAUUUUUGUAUGUACAAUAUUUUGUAUUAUUAUAUUAACAUAUAAAUUCACCUUUUCUCCUAAA
This is a messenger RNA of Tetranychus urticae (two-spotted spider mite), 1518 nucleotides long. RefSeq names its product GTP-binding protein 10. Gene Ontology annotation, cellular component: mitochondrion. Gene Ontology annotation, molecular function: GTP binding; GTPase activity. Lineage: Eukaryota; Metazoa; Arthropoda; Arachnida; Trombidiformes; Tetranychidae. The record is from RefSeq and is a predicted model, not a curated record.